AUGCCACUCCGCAUCGCCCCGUUCCGUGCAGCAGCGGCCGCGCACCUCGCCGCCGCAGCAGACCGCCGCACGCGACCACCACCCGGCACCCUCUCCUGCUUCUUCCACAGCACCCGGGCCCUGCGCCGCGAUGACAUCGACAGCAAGAACCACUACGAGACCCUCGGGGUCCAGACCAGCGCGUCCCCCAAGGACAUCAAGCGGUCCUUCUACCACCUCUCCAAGACCCACCACCCGGACCACAACCGGGACGACCCCCUAGCCUCCAAGCGCUUCAUGCGCAUCAGCGAGGCCUAUAGCGUGCUCUCCCACACCGACCGCCGCGCAAAGUACGACCGCGACGUCCUGCGCCUGCACGACCAGCGCGCCGACGCCGGGUCGCCACAGCACCACCGCGGCGGCAGCUACAGCAGCACCGGCCCGGCGGGCGGGAGGCCGGCCUCGGGCCUGUCGAGGAGGCGAGGGACCUUCCGCGGCCCGCCGCCCAGCUUCUACCGCAGCGGUGGCUGGGGCGCGCACGGCGCCAAGAGGAGCCAGGCGCACGAGGAGUCGACGAGCGGCACGGGCAGUAGUAGUAGCAGCGGCAACCACCACCACGGCCAUCAUCACCAUCACCAUCACCAUCACCACCACCAGCAGCAGCAUUCAGCGUCGGGCGCGCAAGGGUUCGGCAAUUUCGGCGGCGCGGCGGGCCCGGGCCAGGAGCCCUUUGGUGGGAGCAGCGGUGACAUGCCGCACUUCGACCGGACGGCCAAGGCGGCGCACACACGGACGCAGGGCCGGGUCGACGAGAUCCUGGCGCGCAACGCCGCCAAGAAGCCCCGGUUCCCGUCCGCGUCGGGCGACUACGGGGAGGUGGGGAGCUUCUUCGCCGUGCUGGCUGUGCUGGGCGUCGCGGUCGGGCUGCCUUACCUCAUCAUGAGGGGCUGGAACCGCACGCAGGAGAAGAAGCGGAAGAAGGCCCAGGGAUAA
Molecule: messenger RNA, 972 nt
Organism: Diaporthe citri
Lineage: Eukaryota; Fungi; Ascomycota; Sordariomycetes; Diaporthales; Diaporthaceae
Exons: 1
Coding region: 1-972 (323 amino acids)
Source: RefSeq, a predicted model, not a curated record